Messenger RNA from Naegleria lovaniensis, 3195 nucleotides. RefSeq lists its product as uncharacterized. Gene Ontology annotation, cellular component: GARP complex. The transcript is spliced from 5 exons. The record is from RefSeq and is a predicted model, not a curated record. NCBI's taxonomy places the organism in Eukaryota, Heterolobosea, Eutetramitea, Acrasida, Naegleriidae. Gene Ontology annotation, molecular function: syntaxin binding. The coding region runs from base 1 to 3195 and encodes 1064 amino acids. Gene Ontology annotation, biological process: retrograde transport, endosome to Golgi; Golgi to vacuole transport.
AUGAUCUCUUCUUCGGACUCAACAACAAAUAUUGAUUCAACGAAUAGCAAUGCAGAUAAUGACAACACAAUAUCCACUAUCACCACUAACAUCAAGAAAAUUCAAUUGGUGAGUGGUGAAGAGAGAAAUGAAAUUCAAAAACAAAUGGACUCUCUCUAUGAAGAUAUUGAAGUUGUAAGCAACAGUCCGAAUAGCACCAAUAGUAGUAGUAGUAGUAGCAUUCCUAUUAUCGGCUCUAAUACUUCUGGAGAAUUAAAUUCUAUCGCUACAUCAAGUCGAGAGCAGCACUCGACACGAACACGCUCUCCGAUCGGAUAUGAUAAUUAUUUUGAAGGACACCAUCACCACACUUCAUCAUCCUCUCCUCCAACAAUCGGAUCAUACAGUUUUAACAAUGGUUACAAUAGAGUUCCAAGUGAAUCUCACCUUGGAUCGAGUAGCAAUGAUCAUCACGUAAAUGGGGAGAACCUUUUAAAAACAAGAUACAAUUCUGAACCAAAUUUAAAAUUGGAUAAGGAGGCUCUGGAUCAUUUGAGAUUUAUUCAAUCGAUGAAUUUUAGCCAGAACUUUGCUUCUAUUGUGAACGACCCUCUUGAGGAGAGCUCGUGGAUUGACGCAAUUGGAGAUUACUAUUGGUAUGGAGAAAAAGAGAAAGUUAUUCCUUCAGCAAAAUUACCCUAUAUCGAUUUAAAUGAUAAGGAAAUUUCUUCGUAUUUGAACAAAAUAGAAGGCUUAUACAAAAAUUUUGAAAAAAACAAAGCUAAACCAACAAUUCCCGCACAAUACUAUGAGUCUGAAUUAGAGAGUGCAAAUGCUAUGGAUAUUAUCAUAAAUCGAGAGCUUAUUCCACCUAUUUUCUUUGAAGAAGGUUUUAACCUGGGAGAUAUUGCAACCUUUCAACAAAUAUUUUCUGAAGAGGCAAUGUCGGCUUCGUUACUUUUUCAAGAAAAGCUGUCACAUUAUUUAGACAGGACCGAAGUUCUCUUGAUACAUCAAGUGACGUUCAGAUCCGCUAAAAUUUUCGAUGCUUUUGUGCAAUAUAAUCAACUGGAUGAUGACGUCAAGGAAGCACUUCCACUUAUCAAAAGCCUGCGAAGCAAAAUUAAGGAAAUAGAUGAUAUUGCAGCUAAAAGCCCGUUAGAAAUUACGGCACUAGUCAGAAAGAAAAACAACAUGAAAAAAACACUAGAAGUUUUGAAAGUUGUUUAUGCAAUUCAACAGAGCCAUCUCAUGAUCGACGAAUUAAUUGGAAGUAAUGAUUUUUUAUCUGCUCUUGAUAUUAUUAAUGAAACUAGGGAGCUCGUUCGAACAGAAUUUGCCAACGUGAAAUGUUUGAGAAACAUUCCUGAAAGAAUGCAGGAAAAGAUUGUUGAGAUACAGUCGAAAGCUCAAAAUUUAUUCAUAACAAAAUUAAUAGAGAAUUAUUUAUUUAUUUUUGAACCUCCAGCCAGUUACAAUGACGCAGAAUAUUUAUCAACAUUUGAAAGUGAUUUGAGGCCAAUCAUGAAAGCCAUGCUAAUCAUUUGUGAUACUCAAUUUAUAGUUCAGCGAUACCGUGACAAGUUAAUGCCAUUCAUAAAUGAAAGGAUAACGUCAACAAUUGAUAAGACGUUGGAUGGUAUGAAGAUUACAUUUUCGAACGCAUCUGUAUCUAUCGCCAUCGACCAAAACGCUUCUAGGUAUCUCAACUCCAAAACGAUACAGGUUCUAAAGUCAAUACCUAUGGAUCAAUUCAUCACUGUCCUUUCUGCAAUCAUUGACAAGUCUAUUACAUUUUUGAAGAGAAGCGUUGAGAUUGUUACAAUUUUUCAUACUUUAUUUGAGAACGUUGAGGCAAUGCAAAAGGUGAAAGCAUCGAAUAUGUUGAAAGAAUUUGACAAAAUCAACACCUCCCUGAACGAACAAAUCCAUUCAAGGCUCUCAAUUAUUGUGUCACUUAGAGGAGAUAUUGUCAAGUCCAGUACCAAAUCUGAAUUGCUGAAAUUUAUGGAAAUGUGCUUUAACUUUAUUGAAACUGCAGAAAAAUUUGUUGGAAAAAAGGUGAAUCUUUUGAGAGGAUCUCUUCAAGCUGUAGGCCAAACUUUUUUGGAUGAAUUCAGCAAGCAACAUGUAGAAACACUAAAAUCAAUUUUGGAAAAGGAAACAUGGGUGUGGGUCGAGAACAUUCAACCCAAAUAUCAAGAUAUUGUAAAUAGUAUACAAAAUCAGGACAAGACAACAGAGAAGGUUGUUGCUACAACAAAUUCUGCUUCCAACAAUGACAGCAAUGCUUCCACGGAGACAAGCGCCAUGAAAUAUAUCACUGUGAAAGGAGAGCUUUUUCCCGUGUGCUCGAGUUUGUUGCAUUUGGUGAAAAUGACAAGGAAUUUUCUGGAAUUACUUUCUGUAGAACAUCAAAAGUUUGUCAGCAGCUAUGAUUUGAGCGCAAGAAUUUGCAAUUUAUAUGGAGUGUUUAAUGUGGAGGUGAAAAAUCUCAUUUUGAAAGCAGGAGCGAUUAAUCCUAAAAGUGGUUUAAAGACAAUCACUGCCAAGCAUUUAGCGUUGACGUCUGAAGUUAUGGGAGCAGUGACUCUUCUAUUACUGGAAGUUAAGAAAUAUAUUGAAAACAUAGAGCCUUCUCUAAAGGGAAAAUUACUGAAAUUCGAAGAUAUAGCAACGGAUUUAAAGGAGCAUCGACUUGCCCUAUACCAAAAAGUUGUGGAUAUCAUGAAAGAUGUUCUCGAGAAUCAUGGCAAAGAUUUUGUAAAGUUUGAUUGGGACAAUGGCCCACGAAAGGACUCUCCUUUGAAUGCCAUUAUUAAGGCCAUGCUCUCCAUCCACAAAGUUCUCACUUCCUAUUUACAGACACAUCAGAACGACUUGCGAAAGGUUUUCUCUCGAAUUGCUACCAUGUGCAUUAACAGAAUGAAGAUUGGUAUUCAAUCUCUACAGAAUAAGGUUUCCAGAAAGGCCAUUAAAAACAUUAGAGAAGAUGUAUCAACAGUCACCAAACAACUACAGAAAUGGUCAGAUGUGAUUUAUGAUGAUAUUAAUUUGAAUGAAAUCGAGAAUUGUUUCAAUGAGUGCUUUGUACCUGCGAGUGCAGUACCGAAUACCUCAACACCACCACAAACUCAACAAACACCAGUGACAACCACGUCAUCAAAUGCAACAACCAACAGUGGAAGUGAGAGCGCUACGUCCAGUAAUAAAUAA